This is a messenger RNA of Colletotrichum higginsianum IMI 349063, 2031 nucleotides long. RefSeq names its product Methylenetetrahydrofolate reductase. Gene Ontology annotation, cellular component: cytosol. Gene Ontology annotation, molecular function: methylenetetrahydrofolate reductase [NAD(P)H] activity; FAD binding. Bases 1 to 2031 code for a protein of 676 amino acids. The transcript has a single exon. NCBI's taxonomy places the organism in Eukaryota, Fungi, Ascomycota, Sordariomycetes, Glomerellales, Glomerellaceae. The record is from RefSeq and is a predicted model, not a curated record. Gene Ontology annotation, biological process: tetrahydrofolate interconversion.
AUGGAGAAGAUUACGGACAAGAUCGCCGCCCUGCCGGCAGACGCCAACUAUUUCUCCUUGGAGUUCUUCCCUCCCAAGACGGCAAUGGGUCUCUCCAACCUCCGAGACCGUCUCGACAGAAUGGAAAGGGCUCUUCGGCCUCUCUUUGUUAACGUUACAUGGGGAGCCGGCGGGUCUACUUCUACAAAGUCACUGGAGCUGGCCGAGAUAUGCCAGAGGGAGCUUGGCCUCACGACUUGUCUUCACCUGACAUGUACAAACAUGAGUCGCAAGCUCAUCGACAAGGCCCUGGAGGAUGCAAAGGCAUUGGGCAUCCGGAACAUUCUGGCACUGAGAGGCGACCCGCCGAGGAAGGACGAGUACCGCGACACGGAGGACUCUGAUGUGGAUGAUAUCGAGGACUUCGUCUGGGCUGUUGACCUGGUCAAGUACAUUCGCAAGAACUACGGCGACUACUUCUGCAUAGGUGUUGCCGCCUACCCUGAGGGACACGCGGAUGAGAGCCAUCCUCAGGGACAGAGCUUCGAGCACGAUUUGCCUUAUCUGGUUGAGAAGGUCCAGGCCGGCGCCGACUUCAUCAUGACCCAGCUCUUCUUCGACAUCAAGGCCUAUGACAAGUUUGAGAAUAUUCUCAGAGAACACCCCUCCGGCGCCUUCAAGGAUAUUAUCCUCCUCCCUGGCCUGAUGCCCAUCCAGAGCUAUCAGAUGAUCAAGCGGACGACCAAGCUCAGCCACGCCAAGAUCCCCGACAAUCUCAUGGCUCGUCUGGACGCGGCCAAGGGUGAUGACGAGAAGGUCAAGCAGGUUGGCGUCGACAUUCUCAGCGAGCUUGUGGAGCAGGUCAAGGAGGUCAAGAACAGGACCCCCGGCCCCAAGGGCUUCCACUUCUACACCCUCAAUCUCGAAAAGGCUGUCUCCUUCAUUCUCGAGAGGACAGGCCUCAUUCCCGACCCUCAACUUGACAAUGAGGAAGCCGUCAUCGACGACGGCCCUGGUGUCCCCGUCUCCAUCCCCGCAGUCCAGCUCAACGGCCUGUCCCCAAUUACCCCCGCAGCACGCGCGCUCUCCGGACGCCGACACUCGUCCAUGGGCUCCUCGGACCCGCACAACCGCAUCAUCGUCUCCUCGGCCUCGAAUCCUGCCUACGAAAUGACGACCGCCGGACUCAUGGCUUCGGAGCCCGUCAACACCCGUGCCAACACACUCGCCAUCUCGGAGGGCGUCGGCGCUGUCGGCCGCGAGGCGACAUGGGAUGACUUCCCCAACGGCCGCUGGGGUGAUGCCCGCUCGCCGGCCUACGGUGAGAUCGACGGUUAUGGAGUCAGCCUGCACAUGUCCGUCACGCAGGCCAUCCGCCUCUGGGGCACGCCCAAGACGAUUCAGGACAUCAACAACAUCUUUAUCCGCCACAUCAAAGGCCAGCUCAACGCCAUCCCCUGGUCUGAGGAGGAGCUCCUUCCGGAGUCCAACAUGAUCCAGCAGGAGCUCCUCGAGCUCAACACCCGCGGCUGGUGGACUGUCGCCUCUCAGCCCGCCGUCAACGGCAUCCCCUCGCGCGACCCGACCUUUGGGUGGGGCCCGCAGCACGGCUUCGUCUUCCAAAAGGCCUUUGUCGAGCUCUUCAUCCCCUCGUCCGACUGGGCCGGCCUCGUCGCGCGCCUCAACGAGGUGACGGACAACACCAUCUGUUUCUACGCCGCCAACGCCGCCGGCGACUUCGUGUCCUCGGAUUCGAGCGGCGGGCUCGUCCUUGAGGGCACCGAGGCCAGCACCAACGCCGUCACGUGGGGUGUCUUCCCCGGCAAGGAAAUCAUCACGCCCACCAUUAUCGAGGAGGUCAGCUUCCGCGCCUGGGCCGAGGAGGCCUUCAAGAUCUGGGGCGAAUGGUCCAAGGUCUACGGCAAAGGGAGCGAGAGUGAGGCCUUGCUGGAACGGAUACGCACCGAGUACUGGCUCGUCAACAUCAUCCACCACGACUAUGUCGAGAGGGAUGCGCUAUGGAAGUUGUUGUCGGGCGAGAAAGAGAACUAG